GGCUGGGCGCGGCGCGACCCGCUCUUCCCGGAGCAACUGCCUCUGUUGUACCCACCUUCGCCUUUGCGCACCUUCUGGCCGCUCCAGCCCAGAGACUAUCCCGGGAGCCGGAUCCCAGAACCUGCGGGACACAGCCGGCGAACCUCGCCAAGUUCCGCCCGAUCCAUUCAUUGAGAACCGCGUCUUUUCCCAGGGCCCUUUCCCCGCCACCUCCGACUUGGACACCCGACAGUGCCAUGGAGAAGGGCAGCGAAACCAACGGCUACCUCGACAGCGCCCAGGCGGGGCCUGCGGCAGAGUCCGCGGCGGGGUCUGCCGCGCAGGAAACGGUGGUGGAGCGCGUGGGGAACCGAGUCGGCUUUCUGCGGCGCCACGCACUGGUGCUGCUCACCGUGUCUGGGGUGCUGGCGGGCGCUGGCCUGGGCGCUGUGCUGCGCAAGCUACAGCUGACUCGCACGCAGAUCACCUACCUGGCCUUCCCUGGUGAGAUGCUGCUUCGCAUGCUCCGCAUGAUCAUCCUGCCGUUGGUGGUCUGCAGCUUGGUGUCCGGUGCCGCCUCGCUUGACGCCAGUUCGCUCGGGCGUCUGGGCGGCAUCGCCAUAGCCUACUUCGGCCUCACCACACUGGGUGCUUCGGCACUGGCCGUCGCCUUGGCAUUCAUCAUCAAACCCGGGUCUGGCGCGCAAUCUCUUCUGAACAGUGACUUGGGCCUGGAGGAGUCGGGGCCUCCCCCAGUCCCUAAAGAAACGGUGGACUCUUUCCUUGACCUGAUCAGAAACCUGUUUCCCUCCAACCUUGUGGUUGCAGCAUUCCGCACGUAUGCAACUGCCUACAAAGUGGAAAUUCAUAACACCAGCUCUGGAAACAUCACCAGUGAAAAGAUCCCCAUUGACACCGAGAUUGAAGGAAUGAACAUCUUAGGACUGGUCCUCUUUGCCUUGGUGUUGGGAGUGGCCCUAAAGAAGCUAGGCUCUGAAGGAGAAGAGCUCAUUCGUUUCUUCAGUUCCCUCAAUGAGGCCACAAUGGUGCUGGUAUCAUGGAUUAUGUGGUAUGUCCCCGUGGGCAUCAUGUUCCUGGUGGGAAGCAAGAUUGUUGAAAUGAAGGACAUCGUGGUGCUGGUGACCAGCCUCGGGAAAUACAUCUUCGCGUCUAUCCUGGGCCACAUCAUUCAUGGAGGACUCGUGUUGCCACUUGUUUAUUUUGUUUUCACACGGAAAAACCCAUACACGUUCCUCCUGGGCCUCCUUACACCGUUUGCGACAGCAUUUGCUACCUGCUCCAGCUCAGCAACACUUCCCUCCAUGAUUAAGUGCAUUGAAGAAAACAAUGGUGUCGACAAGAGGAUCAGCAGGUUCAUCCUCCCCAUUGGUGCCACCGUGAACAUGGAUGGCGCUGCCAUCUUCCAAUGUGUGGCUGCAGUGUUCAUCGCCCAGCUCAACAAUGUGGAUCUGAAUGCAGGACAGAUUUUCACCAUCUUAGUGACUGCCACCGCGUCCAGUGUAGGGGCAGCAGGCGUGCCAGCUGGAGGAGUCCUCACCAUCGCCAUCAUUCUGGAGGCCAUUGGACUGCCAACGCAUGACCUCUCUCUGAUCCUGGCUGUUGACUGGAUUGUGGACCGGACUACCACCGUGGUAAACGUGGAAGGCGAUGCCCUGGGUGCAGGCAUUCUCCAUCACCUCAAUCAGAAGGCAGAAAAGAGAGGUGGGCAAGAACUGAGCGAGGUCAAAGUGGAAGCCAUCCCCAACUCCAAGUCUGAGGAGGAGACAUCGCCCCUGGUAACACACCAGAAUCCCACCGGCCCUGUGGUCAGCGCCCCGGAACUGGAAUCCAAGGAGUCAGUUCUGUGAAGUGGCUGUGCCAGCAGGGGCGCCCUAUCUCAUAGCCCAGCCAUGGUAAACAUGGGCCAGGCCCCUACCGAAUCUGAGCAACACUUGUGCCCAGCCACCAGUUUGAGGGUGAGCUCUCAGCACAGGCAUCGGGCUCCUCAGCGGAACUGUGUGCCAAAGACUAGGACACUCUGAUGCUUGGUUUGAUCCAUGUCCAGGAGCAGCUGUGUAUGCACCUGGAGCUCUGUCUGGAAACCUUCCCCAGAGCCCCCACAUUCCAGUGAUCAUGGGCUCAUAGGGCCUGCAGCUAAAGCUUGAAAAAAUGCAGGUGUAUUUGUCAUUGCUUCCAGACGACCAUACAUCAGAUGCUUCCUGGGCAAACCAAGAUGGCCUAUAGUCACCUGUCACAUUGCCUUGUCAACGGCUAGCAUUGGAAAGAUUCCCGAAUUCUAAGCUGGCUGGAGUUUCCUGAGCUGGGACUCGGGUGUAUAAAGAAUUUGUGCUCCAGCUGGGUGUGGGUGCCUUCUACCACACUUGUUGCUGUGGGACUGGAGGCACUGCCCAAUGUCAAUGUUAAAAAUACUCCAGGGGGGUAUUAAGACAGUGAGGGUCUCUGGCCAGUAGCAUUAAGUAAACAAUUCAUAUUCUGAGGUCAAGAGGAGAAAAGUAUCGCUUGAACAGAGAGGGGGUGCUCUAUCAGGCCCGGAUGCAGCAGGGCACAUACACAGUUGCCUAAGUACCACCCCAGCCCAGAGCACUUUCUGUUCCCUAGGCCUAGGCCUCUUCCAACUCUACAGCUUAGUUCCAUCCACUCUAACCUGGCAGUGAGCCCAAGAGGGGCUGCCUCCUCUUGGGGGAUGAUGAGGUCAUCACACUCACAACCCUUGUUGGCCUAUCAACUCCAGUACAACAUGAUCCUCCGUAAAGCACUGUAUCAUGGCAACAGCAAAGCCCUCCCUCCUUCUAAUAAAUCCAGGUCCUAAUUGGAGUUGGGGUCCCCAUUCCCAUUCCCAGCUUCCCAGUCCCUUGACUAUGGCUGAUUACCACAGAUAAGAUUCCACUCCUGCCAGGGCACCAAGGUUUAAAAUUACUGGUAAGAUGGCCUGCCGUUACCCAUGGACUCCGUUUUAAUCUUGAGGUGGGAUCUGUAUAGAGAAAGCAGUGAGCUACAGGGUGCUGCUGCCUGCUGUGGCUGUUAGUGCAUGAUCACAGCAAAUCCCGGGGCCUCACUUUAGCCCAUUGGUAAAAUGGGGCUAACGUUACCACCUCUUACCUACCUCAGAGGGAUUCAGUGAGGCAAACUGUAAAUCCGUGAAAAUGACCAUUCCACCUCUCAAUGUCAAAUGCUAACACCCAUAAGCUCUGCUUAUCUAUUACCCCAGUGUCAGUUUCCCCAUGAGACCUCCUUCCCCAGUGAAGUCAUCUUGUGUGAGCAGGACUUUGUUCCCCAUGCUGUUGUCAUUUCAUGUAGUUGUCUGAUGGUAGCAUCAGACACAGCCUCUUCCUGGAGUCCUUCAAGUUGUUAUGAAUUAGCUAGUUCACUACGGCCACAUUUCACUGCAACUCCCGAAUGUGGCAUCACUACUGCCACCCUAUUUUAAGAGCCCACUCACUGAAGGCCCCUCGAUGUUCAACUUUGUUUAUUCCCAGUCUGUUGCUCUGUAUCUGGACCCUCCAAGAGAGGUCCACAGCUUUGUGGUGAACCACUGGAAGGCAAGUGGUCCAGAAACAAUCAGGUGCCCCCUUCAUUUUAAAACUGGGGACAUGAGGCCUACCCAGACCAACAGGAAAGUCCAACUCUCCGGACCAGCCAAGCCUCCUGCCCAGGACAACCAGGGAGGGACUGAGCAGAAAGGUGCCUGCAUUUACCCUCCAGCUGGAGCUUGCUGCCAGUACUCUGCUGUUUUCAAAGGAGUGUGGGAGAAGAUCACAUUGUUUAAUUUCAAACCACAAAUGAACAUUUGCUAUUUUUCAGGCUUCAAUCUUUUUUGUUCUCAUUUUUUUCUUCUGUGUGUGUAUAUAGUUUUAGCUCCAAUCCAAGCAGGUUUGAGUUUGAAUGGGGUGCAUUCAACUACCAGUUGUGGUGUUUGGCAUUCUGGUCUUCCAUUCCUGAGGAUGAAUUUUCCAUUCCUAAGAUUAGAGCUGGACAAGACGAUCCACUGGCUGAGUACCCCACGUCCAGGAUGUGGCCCGGCCACACGAGGAUACCAAGAUUUGGAGAAGAGUGCUUCUGUGUGACACGCGUGGGACUGUCCCCUUGGAAGCAUCGGUUCUUUGAUUUCCAGACAGAGCAGAGCCAGCAGAGGGGGUGACCAGGGCAAACCACACUGCGCAUUGUCAGAAAAUUUGUCCCUGGCCAUUCUCUAACAUGUCGUAGCAAAUCCUGUUCCCUUCUUACUGUUCUGUAUGUGUGACACUUGCCUUAAAACCUAGCACAGUCUUUAAAAGUAAAUACAAUA
Messenger RNA from Ochotona curzoniae (black-lipped pika), 4285 nucleotides. RefSeq names its product solute carrier family 1 member 4 (gene SLC1A4). Gene Ontology annotation, biological process: L-serine transport; L-glutamate transmembrane transport. The coding region runs from base 237 to 1847 and encodes 536 amino acids. Gene Ontology annotation, molecular function: L-alanine transmembrane transporter activity; L-aspartate transmembrane transporter activity; L-serine transmembrane transporter activity. Gene Ontology annotation, cellular component: plasma membrane. The transcript is spliced from 8 exons. Lineage: Eukaryota; Metazoa; Chordata; Mammalia; Lagomorpha; Ochotonidae. The record is from RefSeq and is a predicted model, not a curated record.